Molecule: messenger RNA, 776 nt
Organism: Daucus carota subsp. sativus
Lineage: Eukaryota; Viridiplantae; Streptophyta; Magnoliopsida; Apiales; Apiaceae
Product: CASP-like protein 2D1
Exons: 3
Coding region: 141-680 (179 amino acids)
Source: RefSeq, a predicted model, not a curated record
CAUCUAUUUUGUCCCACCAUAUAUAUAGCAUCAGUGUUGCUGCUACUAUCUCCUUUAUAGUCAUCGACAUAAGUUUUUUCUUUUAAUUUACAAUAUAUAGUUGCAGCAAAGCUCAGUUGUUGGUUAGAGUGAGAGUGAUCAUGAUACUUGCUGGUGAAAAUGUACCAGGCCUUAAGUUGGUCGAUUCUUGUCUCAGGUUGUUGGUUAUUCCUCUGAGUUUGGCUUCCAUAUGUUUAUCUGUCAAUAAUCGCCAAGAGAACUACGUUUAUGGGAAGCUUCAGUUCAGCAAUUUGAAGGGAUUCAAAUAUGUAAUCUGCAUUAGUGCUUUCUCCGGUGGGUAUGCUCUUCUUGCAGCUGUAUUCACUUGGGUCAGAGUCUUGGCUAACAAAGCCUGGCUCUUCUUCCUAUCUGAUCAGGUAAUAGCAUACUUGCUGAUUACAUCAGUCAGUGCCGUGGCAGAAACAUCAAACUUGAUGUACAAUGGUGCUAGAGAAGUGUCAUGGAGUGAAGCCUGCAUUUCUUAUGGAAAAUUCUGCAAUAAACUCAUCCUCAUUCUGCGUGUCAAUGCACUUGCCUUCUUGUUUUUUCUGAUACUGGCUCUCAUCUCAGCUUACAGAGUUUUUAGUUUAUAUGAGCCACCUUGUAUGCCUUCUAAAGAGGUUGAAGAAGGGAGGGAGUAAAUUACAUAAUAUAGCCUUUUAACCUGUGUUGCUUGCUUGCUACUCUGUAAUUCCUUUUGUUUACUCAUAAUACAGCAGUCUGAAUAUUCAAAUUUC